AUGAGUGCAAAGACGUCCGCAGUGGCAGACGAGCCUAUCCAGGUUCUGUUUGCCCUGCAUACCGGCUUCAACCUCAUGGACUUUGCUGGUCCAGUUGAGGUUUUCUCCAGCGCCCUGCAUGACCUGCAGGAUCCAACCUCCAAAGCCUUUGAUAUCACCAUCGCGGGCGAUGACACCAGCGUGGUCUCCGAUCAGGGUGUGAUUGUCAGCACCCAGAUCUCUUGGAAGGAAGCCCACGAGCGAUUGGAGGAGUGGGAUGUGGUCGUCGUGCUUGGCGGCAACACUAGCCGCAUUCUCAAGAGCAACGAGAACGAGCCCCUCCCGCUGAUCAAGGCCUAUGCCGAACUCCAGGAAAAGGACCCAAGCCGUGAGCGUACGCUCCUCUCCAUCUGCACCGGUGCUCUGUUCCUGGCCCGACAGGACAUCCUGCUUGGCCUGGCUGCCACCACUCACCCCGAUUUUAUGACUACCUUCGAGAACGAGUGCAGCCAAGCCGUCGUACGUACCGGCGAUAAGCGCACCGAUGUCCACGAGGACGCUCGCUAUGUAGUGAACAACCUGCGCUUUGACGUCGGCGACGACGACCCUUAUGUCAAGACCAAGGAGGAGCUAUCUGAUAGACGCCCCUCGAAUGCUCGGAAGGGUUCUAUUUCCUUCAAGCAGUCGAGGCGGAGGGAGUCGAUCGCCCGUCGCGAGGAAAUGCGCUUGGGCGGUUUGCGUGUUAUUACGAGCGGUGGCGUGGCUGCUGGCAUCGACGCCGCCUUGUACGUGGUUAGCGCCCUUGUUUCUAUUGAGUCAGCCAACGAAGUUGCCCGGUUCAUGCAGGUUACGUGGACUAAGGGCGUCGUUGUCGAUGGCGUCGACGUGUAA
This is a messenger RNA of Thermochaetoides thermophila DSM 1495, 870 nucleotides long. RefSeq lists its product as uncharacterized. Lineage: Eukaryota; Fungi; Ascomycota; Sordariomycetes; Sordariales; Chaetomiaceae. The record is from RefSeq and is a predicted model, not a curated record. The coding region runs from base 1 to 870 and encodes 289 amino acids. The transcript has 3 exons.